Messenger RNA from Folsomia candida, 1470 nucleotides. RefSeq names its product E3 ubiquitin-protein ligase RNF113A (gene mdlc). The record is from RefSeq and is a predicted model, not a curated record. Bases 246 to 1328 code for a protein of 360 amino acids. Gene Ontology annotation, molecular function: metal ion binding. Gene Ontology annotation, biological process: snoRNA splicing. The transcript is spliced from 6 exons. NCBI's taxonomy places the organism in Eukaryota, Metazoa, Arthropoda, Collembola, Entomobryomorpha, Isotomidae. Gene Ontology annotation, cellular component: U2-type spliceosomal complex.
CACAGCGAAACGAUUUCUUUCACUUCGCUUACACUUCGCUUACACUUUCUCUGUGUUUACACACUUUCUCUCUGUCUCUUAUUUAUCGUGUGGUUGUGAUUGUGAUAAACUUUGGAAGUUUAAAAUUUUGUUAAAAAUAAAUAUAUUAUUACUAUUGUUCAACAAAAUAGCUAAAACCAGAUAACAUUAAAUAAUAGUAGUACAAUUGUUAUUACGCUAUAACUACUGCAAAUACUACGAUAAUCAUGGCUGAUAACCCAGACGAAGGACAAGGAACGUCGACCGGUCCUUCGUGCAGCUUUAGUUUCCGAAAACCUCUUAGAAGGGGACAGCAAAAUGCGAGGAAACGGGAAGAAGUCUCAAAAAAAUCAGAUAGCUCAUCAUCAAGCAGCGACGGAGAAACAAAGAUUGUGCGGAUAGAAAAGAAAGCUCGCCGAGCUAAUCCUAUGAUUCAAAAUACCGGGGGACGCAGAUAUAUGAAAAAAGGCGAAGGUGGAAACUCUUCAUCGUCUGAAGAAGAAGGCGACGAAUCAGCACCCGCCCCUAGCCGUGUCGGAGUUCAUUAUGAGUCCACCAAAACGUCGGAAAGGGACGGCCCAACGGACAUGGGUGCGACAGCCAUCGUGGAACAUGAGACGGAAAGAGAUCGGGACGCUCAAGCCGUAUUUCAGCGAUCUUUAGACAUAAAUAAGGAACUUAAGGGGAAAGCGGACGACGGGAUAUAUCGUGGGAUGAACAAUUAUACUCAAUUUUAUGAAAAGAAGGACACCGCCAUGGGGAAUGCGGCCAGUGGGAGUAACCGAAAGGGGCCAAUAAGAGCACCCGACAAUUUAAGAGUUACUGUUAGAUGGGAUUAUCAACCCGAUAUUUGCAAAGAUUACAAGGAGACUGGUUUCUGCGGCUUUGGAGAUAGUUGUAAAUUUCUUCACGACCGUUCGGAUUACAAGUUUGGGUGGCAGAUUGAACGUGAAGUAGCAGAAGGACGAUACGGGAAAGAUGACGACAACGCUGAAAAAUAUGAAAUUUCCGAUUCAGAUGAUGAAGACUUGCCUUUUAAAUGUGUUUUAUGUAGAAGUUCUUUUACAAAUCCAGUCGUGACCAAAUGCAACCACUAUUUUUGUGAGAAAUGUGCACUAGACCAUUAUAAAAAGUCCCAAAGGUGUUUCGCCUGCAAAGCCCAAACGCAUGGAGUAUUUAAUCCUGCAAAAAAAUUGCAAGCAAAGUUGAAAAGUGAUGAAGCUGCAGCCAGUACUGCAAGUAGCACUGUUACUGAAGAUCACCAUCAACAUGAUAAUAUGGAGGAUAACGACUCUGACGAUUCUGACUAACAUGUAAUAAGAUAAGGAAAGUUAAUAGUUUUUAAUACAUGUUUUAAUAAAUUUGGACUUUCGAUUUCAACAUAAAUAUUUUGUUAUAAUGAUAAAUACUAUCAGAUAUGAAAGAAAUAAAAUAUUGCACAUUUCAUCAUAA